GUCCAAUUGGCAUGUUUGGUGUCAUAUAACACCUAUUGCUGUUAGCGAAAAAAAAUAUCGUCAAAUCAAAAACUAUAGUCAAGUGAGUGGUACCUGGAGCAUCAAUCCAACAAUAAAUACCCUUUAAUCAUUCUUCAAAAUAUUAAAAAUAAUAAUAAUAAAAAAUAAAAAAUCUAGUUCAAUUCCCACUGCCCAUGGAGAUCACCACAGUUUCUUGUGUUCUUGGAGUAGCAGCAAUCUUCUUGUUUUAUACAUGGAGGAUUUUAAAUUCAUUGUGGCUCAAACCAAAGAAGAUCGAGAAGUUUCUAAGAGAUCAAGGACUUAAGGGUACCCCUUAUAGGUUCUUGUAUGGAGAUAUGAAGGACAUGAUGCAAAUGAUGAUCGAAGCCAAAACCAAACCCAUGAGUCUUACUCAUGAUAUUGCGCCUCGUACUUCGCCAUUCUUCCACAAAUCCCUUUCCACUCUGGGUAAGAGUAGUUUUACAUGGAUGGGAACAAGACCUGUGGUACAUGUAUCUGAACCAACUAUGAUACGAGAGGUGCUAGCUAAUUAUAAUUAUAAUUUAUAUCAAAAGGCAAGGGGAGGUAAUCCACCAACAAAGUUGCUAGUAGCAGGAUUAAUUGAUGUUGAAGGUGAUCAAUGGGUUAAACAUAGAAAAAUCAUCAAUCCUGCAUUCCACAUGGAGAAGCUCAAGCAUAUGGUACCAGCCUUUUAUGUGAGUUGUAGUGAGAUGAUCAACAAAUGGGAGAAACUUUUAACCCGAAAAAGCUCAUGUGAAGUGGAUGUGUGGCCUUAUCUUCAAACAUUUUCGGCUGAUGUAAUUUCACGUACAGCAUUUGGUAGUAGUUUUGAGGAAGGAAGAAAGAUAUUUGAACUUCAAAGAAAACAAGUAGAAUUAGUUAUGAAGGCUGCAAAUUCAGUUUACAUUCCUGGAACAAGAUUUUUGCCAACAAAAAACAAUAAGAGGAUGAAAGAGAUUGACCUACAAGUGAAAGGUUCAAUAAAGAGCAUAAUCAAUAAACGAGUUGAUGCAAUGAAAGCUGGAGAAGCUAGCCAUGAUGACCUUUUGGGCAUACUUUUGGAUUCCAACUACAAAGAGAUUAAACAACAGGGGAAUAGCAAUUUCGGAUUAAGCAUUGAAGACGUAAUUGAGGAAUGCAAACUUUUCUACUUUGCUGGGCAAGAGACCACAGGAAUUAUGCUUGUUUGGACUAUGAUUUUGUUAGGUCAACAUUUAGAAUGGCAAACACGCGCUAGAGAAGAGGUUUUACGUGUAUUUGGAGAUAAGAAACCAGAUAUUGAUGGUUUGAAUCAUUUAAAAGUUAUGAGCAAUAUUUUUAAUGAGGCUCUCAGACUAUAUCCACCAGCAACAUUACUUAGACGAUUAAUACAUGAUGAAACCAAAUUAGGUAACUUAACCUUGCCAGCAGGAACCAUUAUCCAAAUUAACACAUUGAUUUUGCAUCACGACAAAGACAUGUGGGGUGAAGAUGUUAACGAGUUUAAGCCGGAAAGAUUUUCCAAAGGUGUUUCCAAGUUUACUAAGGGACAAGUUGCUUACCUUCCAUUUAGUGGUGGCCCACGUAUAUGCAUAGGCCAAAAUUUUGCUAUGCUGGAAGCGAAAGUCGCUCUUGCAAUGAUUCUGCAAUGCUUUUCCUUUGAGCUAUCUCCAUCCUACUCCCAUGCUCCGCACACAGUGCUUACUCUACAACCUCAGUUUGGUGCACACAUAAUUCUAUACAAACCUUAGGCAAUGUACCUUAUAUAUUGUUUAAUUAAAGAUAUAUGGUGUGAUUUAUAGGUGGUUGAUCUAUUUCAUAUAAUUAGUGGUAAUGCUUGCGCGUUGUCGCGGGUAUUCAUGUUUUAUGUCA
Molecule: messenger RNA, 1872 nt
Organism: Helianthus annuus (common sunflower)
Lineage: Eukaryota; Viridiplantae; Streptophyta; Magnoliopsida; Asterales; Asteraceae
Product: cytochrome P450 CYP72A219
Exons: 5
Coding region: 195-1751 (518 amino acids)
Molecular function (GO): monooxygenase activity; oxidoreductase activity, acting on paired donors, with incorporation or reduction of molecular oxygen; iron ion binding
Source: RefSeq, a predicted model, not a curated record